Molecule: messenger RNA, 1636 nt
Organism: Saprolegnia diclina VS20
Lineage: Eukaryota; Oomycota; Saprolegniomycetes; Saprolegniales; Saprolegniaceae
Exons: 1
Coding region: 93-1589 (498 amino acids)
Source: RefSeq, a predicted model, not a curated record
CGCCUUUGUAGUCACUUGGCCUCAGCGAUCUUCUUGCAACGUUGGACCGGUAUUUCAUUUCUGAAUUUGCCCUUUCCCAGGCACCAAUAACGAUGGCCGGCCUCGACGAAGCGACUGUUGCGACGCGCAACGACAUGAAGAGCUACUGGUCGGAGCACAGCCAAGAGACGACGAUCGAGACGAUGAUGCUCGACUCGAACGCCAAGGUGCUCCACGAGCUCGAGAUCCCCGAGAUCCUCGCCAAGCUCCCGGACGUCAAGGACAAGGACGUGCUCGAAAUGGCGGCCGGCAUUGGCCGCUACACGGGCCGCAUUGCCGACGAGGCGGCCAGCAUCACGGCCGUCGAGUUCAUCGAGGACUUUCACAAGGCGAAUGAAAAGGCCAACGGCCACCGCGGCAACGUGUCGUUUUUGUGCGCGGACGUGUGCGACCUCGAGCGCCAGCCAUCGUCGUUCGACGUGGUCUUCUCCAACUGGCUGCUCAUGUACCUCGACGACGACGAGGUGUCGCGCCUCGCCCAGAAGACGCUCAAGUGGCUCCGUCCCGGCGGCGAAGUCUUCUUCCGCGAGUCGUGCUUUCGCCAAAGCGGCGACGUCAAGCGCACGUCCAACCCGACGAAAUACCGCCACCCGAGCUUUUACGUCGGGGCGUUUGCAUCCGCCGUCAUUGACGAAGGCAACGGCCGCGUGAGCCAGUUUGAGCUCGUGUCGUCGUCGUCGGUCGGCGUCUACCGUCGCGUCAAGAAGAACAAUGGCCAGAUCUGUUUUCGCUUCAAGAAGGUGAUCAAGGAGGGCUCGGUCGGCGCGGCCGAGACGUUCCAGCGGUUCCUGGACGCGCAGCAGUACUCGCGCGGCAGCAUUGCGCGCUACGAAAAGAUCUUUGGCGCGGGCUACAUCAGCACGGGCGGCCAGGACACGACCACCGAGUUUGUUGCCAAGCUCGGCCUCCGCCAUGGCGAGCGCGUCCUCGACGUGGGCUGCGGCAUUGGCGGCGGCGACUUUUACAUGGCCAAGACCUUUGGCGUCAGCGUCGUCGGCAUCGACCUCUCGACCAACAUGGUGCACCGCGCGCUCGAGACGUCGCUGACCGACCCGAGCGUCGACUGCGAGUUUGAGAUUUGCGACGCGACGACGAAGGAGUAUGCGCCGGCGUCGUUUGACGUGAUCUACUCGCGCGACACGAUCCUGCACAUUGGGGACAAGAAGGCGCUCUUCGCCAAGUUUUACAGCUGGCUCAAGCCCGGCGGCCGCCUCCUCAUCUCGGACUACUGCUGCGGCGAGGCCGAGACGCAAACGACCCGCUUCAAGGCGUAUGUGGCGAGCCGCGGCUACCACCUGCUGACGCCCGCAGCGUACGGCAAUGUGAUUGCGAGCGUCGGGUUUACGGACGUCGAGGCGGAAGACCGCACCGAGCACUUUGUCCAAGUGCUGCAGACGGAGCUGGACCGGACGCGUCUCAACAAGGAUGCGUUCAUCGCCGAGACGUCGGCGCACGACUACGAGGACAUUGUCGACGGCUGGGAGGCCAAGCUCGUGCGCUGCGCGGAAGGCGACCAAAAGUGGGGGCUCUUCUUUGCCCGCAAGGCCUAGAUACGAGUAGAGUGUUAUGAGAAAUGAAGUUGUAGUGUUGUAGUUGA